Heterobasidion irregulare TC 32-1 is the source of this 858-nucleotide messenger RNA. RefSeq lists its product as uncharacterized. The coding region runs from base 1 to 858 and encodes 285 amino acids. The record is from RefSeq and is a predicted model, not a curated record. The transcript has 7 exons. Lineage: Eukaryota; Fungi; Basidiomycota; Agaricomycetes; Russulales; Bondarzewiaceae.
AUGUCUCGAGGCAACCGAGUUGUAUCGUCAGGAAACAUGUCUACUUCGAUGCGAGACAAUUACAAUCAACACGGUGUUGGCGAGUACUAUAGAAAGGUGGGCGUCACGUACAGAAAUCCACACUACCCGGGGGUACGCCGGUGUCUCUUUGCAUGGUUCACGAGUUGGUGGCAACAGGAGCACGCCAAUAUCGAUGCCAGAGGACCAACAAUAUUUGACAUGGCAUGUGGUGUGCACUCAUCAAAAGUAAUCAUCGCCCUCCAAGAAUGGUGGUUGAGCGGGCUAUCUACAAACAACCAACCCACCCCAACCGAAAUCACACAAAUGUCUAUUCCCUUGCCACGUUCCAAAUCACAUAUACUCCUCCCACCGCUCGAUUCGCAUACUCCAAGGCCAUUGGUUAUGGCUGCUGAUCCUUAUACGUCGGAAGCAUUCAAGGCGCGCACAUCCUUACCUUGUGCUGCGCUCUCCUUUUCCGAUAUUGCACAAGGCAUUAUGCCUGCCUCGACAUCACGCCUGCCACUAUCUGCGCCUGCUCAGGCUGCGACCGCCAAAAGCAAAGAUGCAGUUUCGCCCCGAGAGAUUAUCCCCAAUCUGGUCGAAAUGGUCAUAUGCUCCUUCGCAUUGCACCUGAUCGAAACUCCUUCUGAGCUCUUCGCAUUGCUGUGGGAGCUGAGCACAAAAUGUCGUUGGCUAGUCAUUCUAGCGCCGCACAAAAAACCACAGAUCAAGGACGGCUGGGGAUGGUCAAAAUGGGAUACAGAAAAAUGGUCUAACUGUAGCAUGGCUGAAGUUCAAGGAGAGUUCUUGUUUGAUAGAGUGCAUUGUCGUGUAUAUCGCAGUCUGAAUGUUCGUUGA